AUGCCUUUCUUUCGGCCUUUUUUUCAAACAAAGCAUCGGGCUGCAUCCACUCCUCCUGCCACUCGUCAUACUUGGCAUGGGCUACGUCGCUCAAAGUCCGCUACUCUUCCCUCGCCAGAACCAACCGUCACCAGCGGAGGGACACGAGCACAGUUGGGAGAAGAUGGCACCAACGAUGCGGCUGGCUACGAAACAGAUGAACAGCUAGGGGAUUCCAUUCAUCCGCCGCUGGAGAGGCAGACACUCAGCAUAAUAGCACGCCAUAAUGACGAUAGCACGGAUCGUUCGCGAUCUGGCAGACUGAAGCACAUUAUGAACUGGCUGCACCUGACCAGAUCCCCAGAAAGCUCGUCCUCCGAGUCGGCUCGGCAUACGACACCAGAAGAUACUGCCGGUGACCCCACGACAACUGGUCCAGCCAAGAAAGACAUCCCUCCGGUACAUGCAACUACCGUUGAAGUUGAGCUUGAGAUCACGGAGCCUGCCCAAGCACAGCGAGUUAUUAGCUCUCAGACGGUACUUUCUCAAGACUCGAUUCAAUCCACUACCACCGUCAACCGGCGCCCAUCCCAGCACAUUCCCGUGCCUAUCAGCAAACCGCAAGAAGACGAGUAUUGGACAGGCUUUUUGGACGACAACAAAGGCAAAAGCCAUGUUCCCGAACCCUCGGAUCCCUUCUCUGACGGGAAGAACGUCGAAUCCCGGCAUCAGGCUGAGGGAUCGGCCCGGCAGAGUGUAGAUCGCAGCAAGAGACAAUCCAUGGCGUCUGUCCAUUCACCCGUCGAAGGCGAAAGACAGCCCUCUUCAAAACGCGACAGCAUUCAACCUGCUCCUCUUCCCAAUGCCAGCAGAAUUAGCUCUGUUAGCAGUUAUGCGAGUCGAGGCAGCAGUAGACUGGGCCGUGUUGACCAAUCCAAGGCGGCGGUGGAAUUCGAUAGGCUUGCUGCUCAGCUGCAAUUGCCCAUUACCAUCCAGGGCGAUGAAGGUGAUACUGCUGUUACUACUGAAACGGACCAGAGACCUACCGAGGAAACUCAACGUCGGAUUCGAUUCGGUCGUAUGCGCCAGACUAAAUCCAAUCUGACCUUGGCAGAAGCACCUCAAUUGACUUCCAAGAAGCUGCGACGGACCAAAACCUUUGCAGGUCUUGGUCGUCGACCGAGUCCGAUGAGCUCUUUACGAGGCAAGACUGUUGAAUUUAUCGCGCGGGUUGGAGGACACAGCUAUCUGAUUCUGCCAUUGGACUUGGCACCUGCACCCUUACAGCUUCCGGCAUGCAUUGUGGCGAUGGUGAUAUACUUGCAGCGAUCUGGCGACAUGAAAGCCGCGACAAGCCUGUACAAUCACUUUGCGAAUCAAGUAUUAUUUGCCGAACGAGAUGCUCACAAGAUCGCGAUGACAACGCGGGUAGUCACAAUCCCACACACCCAGAGUGACCCCAAUACGAUCGUGCUCAGCGUUGGGUGGGUAUUCAAAGAGAUCCUGGCGGGGCUACCCACUGGCAUUCUGGGAUCUGUUCGCCUUUUUCAAGUCCUGUAUUCCAUCUACCUAGCUAGCCGUGCGCAUCCAGAGUGUAUGCGACUGAUCACCUUGGCGAUCAUGGCAUUGACGGGCGAGAUGCAAUGUGCGCUGAUCUGCGCCGUGUUUGGGCUAUUCACCAGCCUGCUGCCGAAGACGGAUCAUGUGGAGGAAGAACCAAGUGAUCCUCAUCCCGGGACUUGGGUCCGGCCGGUGGCAAGACAGAACCGAGUCGAUGGACUGGCGCGGGUGUUUGGACCGAUGCUAAUCGGCAAGGCGGAUCGUGAUCGUGCAGCGCAUGGCUUGGUGGAACAAGAAGUUCAGGAGCAACGGGUUGUGGGGCUGUUACUGGAUCAUUGGCGCAAUAUUAGUCGCCAACUGCGGGAGUUUACAAAGGAAUCACGGAAGCGAGAGUAG
Messenger RNA from Penicillium verhagenii, 1935 nucleotides. RefSeq lists its product as uncharacterized. The record is from RefSeq and is a predicted model, not a curated record. The transcript has 3 exons. Bases 1 to 1935 code for a protein of 644 amino acids. NCBI's taxonomy places the organism in Eukaryota, Fungi, Ascomycota, Eurotiomycetes, Eurotiales, Aspergillaceae.